Molecule: messenger RNA, 3402 nt
Organism: Tigriopus californicus
Lineage: Eukaryota; Metazoa; Arthropoda; Copepoda; Harpacticoida; Harpacticidae
Gene: Tudor-SN
Product: staphylococcal nuclease domain-containing protein 1-like
Exons: 5
Coding region: 374-3148 (924 amino acids)
Biological process (GO): mRNA catabolic process; regulatory ncRNA-mediated gene silencing
Cellular component (GO): cytosol; nucleus; RISC complex
Molecular function (GO): nuclease activity; RNA binding
Source: RefSeq, a predicted model, not a curated record
UGUGCCUUUGAACGGACUGAAGUCAGUGAAUCGUCUGAAUCGUCUGAAUCGUCUGAAUCGUCUGAACUGUGAACGACUGAUCGCGACGAAUUGUGGCGAGGCUACUUGCUUGUCUAUCUUGGUUGUGUUCGGAUUCCUGUGUAGCGUUCCCAGUAUCGUUUUCGUUUUGGUGACGGGCUUGGUCCAUCCAUCCGAGUGAACCCACGGUUGAGCUCCAUGCACGAUUAAUCCCACAACCCCAUUCCCCGCUUAGCUGAAUUUGUCCCCAACUCAUUAGUCCAUUAUCGUCGUCUGGUGGGAUCUGAUCCUUGAGUGAGCAUCUCUCUCUCUCUCCCUUCCUUCGUCUCUGCAUCAAUUUAUUCCUCGAUCCACGAUGAGUGCUGCGGCGGAAGCAGGCGGCAACACCGCGGAUAACAACAAUGCGGCUCCGCCCAAGCAAUUCUUCUCCGGGAUCUGCAAGCAGGUAUUGGAUGGUGGCACCGUGAUCAUCCGCGGUCAACCCCGGAAUGGUCCACCCCCGGAGCGACUCUUAGCUUUGGCCGAAAUCGAGGCACCUCGUUUGGCUCGCCGGCCUGGUCCCAACAACGCCGCCACUGAGGACGAGCCUUUCGCUUGGCAGGCCCGCGAGUUCCUCCGUCAGAUGUUGGUGGGCAAGCCGCUAUUGGGCUCGGUCAGCUACACCGUGCCCUCCGGGCGUGAGUUCGGUACGGUCUUAGUGGGCUCCACCGAUCCCGAGAAGGGCGAGAACGUGGCCCUCAAGCUGGUGGCCGAAGGAUUGGCCCGCGUGCGCGAAAACUCCUCGGAUGCCACCUUGAAAGAGGCUCAGGAAGCGGCCAAGGCGGCCGGCAAGGGUGUGUGGUCGAGUGAUAGCUCGGUGGGAGUGCGGAAAAUCACCUGGGACCUGGAAACCCCCCGGCAGCUGGUGGACCAGAUGGGCGGUAAACCAGUGAAGGCCAUAAUCGAACACGUGCGGGACGGCACCACAGUGCGGGCGUUCCUUCUACCCGAUUUCUAUCACAUUACGCUCAUGUUGUCCGGCGUGCGAGCACCCAGUGUGCGAAUGGGAAGCGAUGGCAAACCUGACCCGACUACGGCCGAGAAAUACGCCCUCGAGGCCCACUAUUUCACCGAGUCACGGCUCCUUCAACGCGAGAUCGAGAUCAUCUUGGAAUCGGUCAACAACAAGAACUUUGUGGGUAGCAUCAUCCAUCCUAAUGGCAACAUUGCCGAGGCCUUGUUGCGCGAGGGCUUUGCCAAAUGCGUGGAUUGGUCCCUUCAAUGCGUGACCGGCGGUCCGGAAAAGUACCGCAAAGCCCAAGCGGAUGCCAAAGAGAAGAAACUCCGUCUUUGGAAAGAUUUUGCCGGACCCACGGGUCCCGUGAUCAGCGAAAAGGACAAGACCUUCACUGGCAAGGUCAUCGAAAUCGUCAACGGCGAUGCCGUCAUGGUGAAGCGAAGCAAAAACGACGUCAAGAAGAUUCAUCUGGCCUCGAUACGCCCACCUAGACUAGGCGGCCCGGGCGAGGCUGGCAAGACGGCCGAGCGGCCCAAGGCCCCGGGUGGUGGCCCUUUCCGACCCCUCUAUGACAUUCCCUUCAUGUUUGAGGCCCGAGAAUUCCUCCGCAAGAAGUUGAUCGGUCAAAGUGUCCAUGUGACGAUUGAUUACAUCCAACCCGCCAAUAACGAUUUCCCUGAAAAACAUUGCGCCACGGUCACCAUUGGAGGUGUGAACGUCGCCGAGGCUCUGGUGACCAAAGGUCUGGCCACGGUCGUGCGAUAUGCCGCUGACAACGAUCAGCGAAGCUCAGCUUACGAUGACCUCCUGGCCGCCGAGGAUAAGGCUAUCAAAUCGACUAAGGGCAUGCAUGAUAAGAAAAACAUUCCCACCCGUCGAAUCGCUGACAUUUCAGGUGACGUGGCCAAGAGCAAACAAUUCUUCCCAUUCCUCCAGCGAGCUGGUCGCAUGCAAUGCGUGGUCGAAUUCGCGGCAUCUGGAUCGCGGUUCCGCGUCUACAUUCCAAGGGAAACUUGCGUCAUCACGUUGUUGCUCUCCGGCGUGAGUUGUCCUCGCGCCUCCCGAAACAUGCCCGGAGGUCAAUCCAGUGCGGGCGAGCCAUUUGGCGAUGAAGCCUUGGCCUUUGUCAAAGAAAUGGCUCUUCACCGUGAAGUCGACAUCGAAGUCGAAGCCAUGGACAAAGGUGGCAACUUCAUUGGAUGGAUGCACACAGAAGGCAAAAACGUAUCCGUCGAACUGGUCGAGAACGGAUUCGCCUCCGCUCACCCCACGGCUGAUCGCACGAACUAUGGUCGCGAAAUCGCCGCCGCCGAAGAGAAUGCCAAGCGCCGUCGGGAGAAAAUCUGGGCCAAUUACAAUGAGGAACAGGAGAAGGCCGCCGCUCAAGCCCAACUCGAUCUGGCUCAGGAGGAUGACGAAAAGAAGGAUGACGAGGACCGGAAAGUACAUUACAUCAAGGUCUGUGUCACGGAAGUAACGCCCGAAGCCAAGAUCUACGCCCAACACGUGGAAGAGGGACCCAAAUUGGAGCAACUCAUGAAGGAGAUCCGCAACGAGUUCUCCUCCAACCCACCUCUGGCCGGAGCCUACCAACCCAAGAAAGGUGAUAUUUGUGCGGCCAAGUUCGUGGAUGACCAAUGGUACCGUGCCAAAGUAGAAAAGGUUACACCCAAUGACGUGAGCGUGCUCUACAUGGAUUACGGCAACCGCUCCACCAUCGCCAAAACGAAAGUGGGCAGUCUUCCGUCGUCCUUCAAUGCCCUCACGCCCUUCGCCAAGGAAUACUGCGUUGCCUUGGCCAAAUUAGCCGAUGAUGAUGAGUACAGGGACCUAGGUCUACAAGCUAUGAGAGAGGACUUCUUGGACAAGACAUUGAACUUGAACGUCGAAUAUCGCGUGGGCGGAAUCCCGUAUGUGACUCUGUCCGAGCCCAGCACGAAUGAGGAUCUAGUGAAGAACCUGGUGGGCGAGGGCCUCCUCCUCACGGAAAAGAAGGGCGGACGCAAAUUGGCCAAGUUGGUCAACGCCUACCUGGAAGCUAUGGAGAGUGCCAAGAAGAAGCAUCUCAACAUCUGGGAAUACGGAGACAUCACCGGAGAUGAUGCUCGAGAGUUUGGCGUGGGCAAUCGUUAAGAACAUGCACUCACACACACACAGAGAGACGGGUUGGAAAUACCCAGUCGUACUAAUACCACAACAAGAACAACUACUACACAACCACGUACACACACAUCGAUCGAAUGAAGUUGAAAAAGAAUCUUUUAUGGAUAUUCAUAUUCUAAAGGGUUUCCCUUGUGGUGAGACCGUGAAUUGCUCCUCCUUUUUUACCACUUCCCCGUUGAUGAAAUAGAUUUUUAUUAUCAAUUGUGAUAAUAGCGUGAUCCUGA